This is a messenger RNA of Ilex paraguariensis (yerba mate), 1560 nucleotides long. NCBI's taxonomy places the organism in Eukaryota, Viridiplantae, Streptophyta, Magnoliopsida, Aquifoliales, Aquifoliaceae. The record is from the annotation of a GenBank genome assembly.
AUGGACCUUCACAUGGCCUCAAAACUUAUUUACACAGCAACAUAUGAAGCGGAAAACCCAAUUGAAGUCUCGUUAAGAGAAGCUUUUCACCUUCUUGAACCCCAACUAAGACCCCCAUUUUCUUUAAAAGUCCCAACUCAACCAGAGUACUUAAACCUCAACCGGGCAAUUCUUUUUGGCAUUUUAUGUGAGUUGCAUUUCGCAAAAGUUCAUAUUAAGCACUUACAUGGCAUUGUUACUGAUGGGUAUACUUUUUUCACGAGUCUGCUUACCAAGGUUGUUAAUGAAUUGUACUCAAAACUAGUUGAUUCAGCCAAAAUUCAGUUGAUUUGGAUUACUAAAGAGCUGAUACAUGUUGCGGCGGUAGGAUUUGAUGCUUUGUUAGUGGCCCUUUUGAGGCAGAUUGUAGGUGGGGAUUUUAGUGAAGGGAAUUUGUGGUUGUGUCAAGAGUUGGUUAGUCUUUUCCUAUUCGAAUGGGAUUGCUUAUUAGAAGAAGAGCCGUUGGUUUUAGCUAGUGCUUUAUAUUUAUUUCUUCGAUUAUUGGCUGAUCAUUAUCGGAUAUCAGGUAACUCUAAAAUAGAAGCAUUGAAGCUAAUGGAGAUUAAUUUAUGUGUUCGAGUUUUCAGGGAGCAGUUCCAUUUGUGUUUGAAGAUUGGGAGGGAUCUUAUUAGGCUUUUACAAGACUUGGUUCAUAUACCUGAGUUUCGAGUAAUAUGGAAGGACUUGGUGUUAAAGCCCACGGAGUUUAGGACAAAUGGGUUUGUUGAUAUUUUGCAGCUUUAUCAGAAAAGGACCUCGAGUCGGUAUCUUUUACUUCGAAUAACUCCUGAAAUGGAAAAGCAAUUGCGGUUUUUGCUUACGCAUGUGAAGUUAGGAAGCCAAAAGCGGUACCAGGUUUGGUUUAUGAGGAAGAUUUUUUGUGUGCCCGAGAGAGAGACCCUUGUCAUCGACAUUGUUCGUUUUUUAUGUUGUGCACACCACCCACCUAAUGAGAUUAUCCAAUCGGAUGUCAUUCAGAGAUGGGCUGUCAUAGGUUGGUUAUUGAAAUCCUGUAAGAAGAAUUAUGUCCAAGCUAAUGUGAAGCUGGCUUUGUUUUAUGAUUGGCUUUUCUUUGAUGAAAGAGUGGAUAAUAUUAUGAACAUUGAGCCUGCAAUUCUAUUGAUGGCAAACUCUAUACCUAGAUACCUUGACAUGACUCACACUCUUCUUGAUUUUUUGUUCCUUCUAAUGGACAACUAUGAUGUUGAGAGGAAGGGCUUAGUCGUUCAAUGUGUAUCAUCAGCUUUUGGAGUACUAAUUAGAAAAGCCAACCCACCUCCUGUGUCAUACUGUGCAACCCUUGGAUUUGGGAUCUCCGACGGGUGGGGAAUCUCAAACUCCAUUAUAGGGCCAACACCAUUCAUCUGGAGAGGGCAGAGAUUUACAGCUUCGUGCUCGGGACAAGCAAUUGCUUUGACAAACAAGAUAACAACAACUUGUUCGACAGAAAAUACUGGUGCUCCAAAUUCGAUUGCAGUAACUGCAAGUGCAAAGCUAAGCCAAAUGACGAACAUUCUAUAG